Molecule: messenger RNA, 729 nt
Organism: Kluyveromyces marxianus DMKU3-1042
Lineage: Eukaryota; Fungi; Ascomycota; Saccharomycetes; Saccharomycetales; Saccharomycetaceae
Gene: MRPL11
Product: mitochondrial 54S ribosomal protein uL10m
Exons: 1
Coding region: 1-729 (242 amino acids)
Biological process (GO): translation
Cellular component (GO): mitochondrial large ribosomal subunit
Molecular function (GO): structural constituent of ribosome
Source: RefSeq, a predicted model, not a curated record
AUGCUUUCGACUAUUCUAAAGAACUCGAUAACAGCAGUCCGUGCAUCCUAUGCGGGGCCAUCGUUUGUGAAGAGAUUUGCUUCCACAAAUGCUGCUGCUGCAUCGGAAAGCAUCAGAACAACAGUCAAGCCCUUGAACUCCCGUAAGACGUUCCUAAUCGAUUCAUACAAGCACAUGAUGGACACCAGCCCUGUUCUUCUAUUUUGUCAUCACAAUAACUUGAUGAAGGGAGAAAAUGCCCACUUCAGAUCAGAGUUAAAUAAGAUUGGAGCCAAGUUGACAAUAUUGAGAAACAACUUAUUCCAAGUUUACUUGAGGACAUCUAGGAACCCGGAUCCUGCUGCUCCAGUGAAACGUUCAGAGCAAGAUUGGAACCACCCGUUACUACCUUUGUUUAAAGGUCCUACAGCAGCUAUUUCUUUCAAAGAAACAGACCCUGCAAAGGUAAAAAAAGUGAUGAAGCUACUUGAGAAAUCCCAAGACAAACUCUUCAUUAUUGGUGCCAAAGUUGAAAACGAUGCAUAUGACUUGAAAAAGUUACAAUCCUUCAAAGAUUUGCCAACAAAGACCCAACUUCAAUCAGAACUUCUUGGACUCUUACAUAUAUUAAGUGGUGCUGGUUUGGUGCAAACUUUGGAAGCUGGCUCAAACAUGUUGUACUUGACUUUGAAAUCUCACGAAGACAACAUUAACCCUGAGAACAAGAAGAAGGAUGAUGAGGGAAAUUAA